CCAUGGGCGCUCUGCGGCGGGCGGCGCUGGCGCUGGCGGCGCUGCUGGGUGUCUCCUCAGCCGUGCUGGAGGUGCACGUGGGGACGGACUCGGUGUUCGCCGUGGAGGGGCAGCAGGCAGUGCUGCCCGUCUGGUACACCAGCCACUCCCAGGAGAAACCCUACAUCCUCUGGCUGCUGCACAAGGGGAAUGCCGGCCCCUUCCAGAUCCUGAAGUACCUGGACGGCACGGUGAAGGUGGGGGAGACGGACCUGAAGUCCCGCGUGGGGUUCCUGUACCCAGUCCUCACCCACAACAUCUCAUUGGUCAUCAACGCCACCCGCGAGCGCGACUCGGGGCAGUACAUGUGCACCGUCAACGUGGUGGAUGACGGUGCCCCCGAGGGCAGGGAUGUCGGCGUCAUCAACCUCACCGUCCUGGUGCCGCCGGCCGUCCCCGCCUGCCAACUGCACGGCACCCCCACCGUGGGCGCCAACGUGACCCUGAGCUGCUCCUCCAAGAAGGGGAAACCCUCGCCCACGUACCAGUGGGAGCGCACGGACCCCACCCCGCAGGUCUUCUUCCCCCCGGCCCAGGACCUGGCCAGGGGUACCCUCAGGCUGACCAACCUCUCCCUGGAAAUGUCGGGUCUCUACGUCUGCACAGCCGAAAACCGAGCGGGUUUUGAGAAGUGCAGCAUCGUCCUGGAGGUGCAGUCAACGAGCACUAAAGCAGUCAUCGCCGGCGCCGUGCUGGGCUCCCUGGGCGCCCUCGCCACCAUCAUCUUCUUUGCCCAGCGGGUUGUUGGCUACAGGAGGAAGAAACGUGACAGCCAGGAGGAGGGAGCCAACGAGAUCAAGGAGGACGCUGUGGCGCCCAAAACCCCGUCGUGGGCGAGGAGACCGGCUUCGGACACCAUCUCCAAAACCAGCACCCUGUCCUCCAUCGCCGGCCCCCGGGACAAACUCUACGCGGCCAGACCCCCCUCUGACACCGCCUCCAUCCUCACUGCCACCGGCAGCUACCGGGGAGCCCCGCCCCGGGGAGGGGGCCGCCCCCCCAACCUGCCUCCCCCCGCCGUUAACGGGACCCCCCGGCGCCACCAGGACCCGGCCGCCCCCCCGGGAGCGUUGCCCCCCUCCAGCCUGGCCCGGGCGGGCGCCGUCCCGGUCAUGGUGCCGGCGCAGAGCCGAGCCGGCUCCUUGGUGUGAGCACCUCCCCUCAAACACCAGGGGUGCCCAGAGCCAGCACACACACACACACCCCUCAACCCCACCCCACCCCCGUUUUCUGGGGUGGUUUUGUCCCUUUUUGGGUUCCUUUUCUUUUUAACACAUGCCUCGAGCAGCUGGACUCGUCGUGGGGAUGUUUAAUGGGUGCAGGGGCCCCCUGGGUUUGGGGGGGCUGAGUCUCCCCGUAAAUAUCACCCCCCAAACCAGCCCCGGUCCUGCCCCGGCGAGGGGGGUGUGGGGCUUCUUAUUUUUUUUAUAUAUCUAUAUAUCAGUGGAAAGGAGGAUUUUUCAUAAAAGACCAUUAAAAGUGGGGGGCGGGAGGCAAUGGGCGGGCAGGGGACGCACUUUUUUUAGGAGUUUUCUGAUUAAAAGCUGCUGUGCUGCCCAGCACCGGCGCUUUAGGUGAGUUUGUGGGGAUUUCGGGGUUGGGGGGGUCCCACAGCCUUCUGGGUGAGGUCACAGGGCGGGGUGACGUCACAGCACCAGCCAAGGUUCUUGGGAUGAGGUGACACUGUGGUGCACGUGUGUUUCACACCCUGUGACCUGUCACCACGAUGUCACCACGAGUGUGUGACAUCACAGCUUCCAACUCCUGCCUGUUUGAUGCCAUACAGGCAUGUCACACGUCCAUGAGUGAUGUCGUGCAGGCCUGCAUGAUGUCACACCCAGCAUCAGACAGCCAGUGGUGACAUGACACAUGCCUGUACGGUGUCACACAUCCCACAGUGACAUCACACACAUUUCUAUGGUGUCACACAUCCCACAGUGACAUCACACACAUUUCUAUGGUGUCACACAUCCAGCAGUGAUGUCACACACCCCUGGAUUUUGUCACACAUCCCACAGUGACAUCACAUACACCUCUAUGGUGUCACACAUCCAGCAGUGACAUCACACACCCUUGUAUGGUGUCACACAUCCCACAGUGGCAUCACACACACCUCUGUGGUGUCACACAUCCAGCAGUGACAUCAGAGACCUCUGUGGUGUCACACAUCCAGCAGUGACAUCAGAGACCCUUCUAUGGUGUCACACAUCCCACAGUGACAUCACACAGACCUCUAUGGUGUCACACAUCCAGCAGUGACAUCACACACACCUCUGUGGUGUCACACAUCCCACAGUGACAUCAGAGACCCUUCUAUGGUGUCACACAUCCAGCAGUGACAUCACACACCCCCCUAUAGUG
Chiroxiphia lanceolata (lance-tailed manakin) is the source of this 2400-nucleotide messenger RNA. It is a transcript of the gene ESAM, whose product is annotated as endothelial cell adhesion molecule. Lineage: Eukaryota; Metazoa; Chordata; Aves; Passeriformes; Pipridae. Gene Ontology annotation, biological process: homophilic cell-cell adhesion. Gene Ontology annotation, cellular component: plasma membrane; adherens junction. Bases 3 to 1190 code for a protein of 395 amino acids. Gene Ontology annotation, molecular function: cell-cell adhesion mediator activity. The record is from RefSeq and is a predicted model, not a curated record. The transcript has 7 exons.